Danaus chrysippus (African queen) is the source of this 1188-nucleotide messenger RNA. Lineage: Eukaryota; Metazoa; Arthropoda; Insecta; Lepidoptera; Nymphalidae. The record is from the annotation of a GenBank genome assembly.
AUGUUCAUAUCAGGGGCUAUUUUUUUGUUGAUUCUGGGCUAUGUUCAGGCACAAGAUGCGAAUUGCGAUUUCUUUAUAAAUGUUGCUGCGGGCAGGACUUAUCCUAUCUCCAGUCCAAACUAUCCCUACAGCUACAGGCCAGGAGUGACUUGUCGCUGGAUCGCGCAAUGCCCAAAUGGAUAUAACUGCAGACUGGAUUGCAGCGAAAUUAACUUACCUCAGACGCAAGACUGCUAUAUGGAUAGGUUACUAGUAUCCAAGACAGGAGACAGUCAGUUGGGGUCUGCGGAAUAUCAUUGUGGUUAUGGCACAUUAACCGCUGUCUCUGUAGCAAACAGGAUAAGUGUUGGUCUCAUUACAUCGAGGUACAGUCGCGGGGGCAGAUUUAGCUGCACUGUUACAGCUCAACCAUCAUCAACUUGCAGUUGUGGUUACAAAAAUUUGAACCGUUUAGAAGAGAGUUACAUCGUUGGUGGUGAGGAGACUCGUCCUAAUGAAUUCCCCAUGAUGGCUGGUAUCGUGUAUGUGGGAGAGAACACCAUCAAAUGCGGUGCAGUCAUCAUUGAUAACAGAUACGUACUGACAGCCGCUCACUGCGUCGUUGGCAAAAAUCUCGGUGAACUUGCGGUUGUAGUUGGCGAACAUGACGUUAGUACUGGAGCGGAUUCUCCGUCGUUGCAAGUUUUCAGAGUUGCGUCGGUUAAAAUUCAUCCUCAAUUUGACUCGAAUACAUAUGACAAUGACAUCGCCAUUAUACAGAUAUACGGCAGUAUUGUAUACAGUCAGAAAGUUGGACCCGUCUGUCUGCCAUUCAAGUUCAUAAACAACGACUUCACUGGGUCCAAAGUUACCAUUUUGGGUUGGGGAACAACAUUCCCUGGAGGUCCAACAUCAAACGUGCUUCGAAAAGUUGAUGUGAACGUCGUCAGUCAAGCUUCAUGUAGUAGAAGUUAUCCGACUCUUAGUAACAAUCAGAUGUGUACAUUCGCUCAAGGGAAAGAUGCUUGUCAGGAUGAUUCCGGUGGUCCCCUGCUCUACCAAGAUCCUUCCAACGGUCGUUUAUACAGUGCUGGUAUUGUGAGCUUCGGCCGUUUCUGUGCGUCUACUUAUCCCGGGGUGAACACAAGAGUCACCUCAUACCUCUAUUGGAUUCUUAACAACGCCCCGGCUAACUACUGCAAUGUUUAA